AUGAAGCAAAACAAGGAGAAGAUGGACCAACAUGAGGUGAAAGACAAGGACGAGGACGUUAAGGAAAAUUGGGAGCCAGAUAAGAAAGAGCAGAUAAAUGAACAGGAAAAGGAAGGAGGUGAAGGAGAAGAAAGAGGAAAAGAGAAUGAGGAGGAUGAGGAUGAGGAGGAUGAGGAUGAGGAGGAUGAGGAUGAGGAGGGUGAGGAGGAUGAGGAGGAGAAGGAGGAGAAGGAGGAGAAUAAGGAAAACAGGAUGAGGAGGAGGAGAAGAAGGAAGAAGCGAAUUAUUUUUCUUGGAUCUUUUAUUCUAUACUUGACGUCACUUCUCCAACACACAUGGAUACCAAUGAAGAUAAGACGUAAUAGAGUCAGUGGGCGAAUAGCGCAAACGUCUGCAAAGGAUUGA
Belonocnema kinseyi is the source of this 405-nucleotide messenger RNA. RefSeq names its product glutamic acid-rich protein-like. The transcript is spliced from 3 exons. Lineage: Eukaryota; Metazoa; Arthropoda; Insecta; Hymenoptera; Cynipidae. The record is from RefSeq and is a predicted model, not a curated record. Bases 1 to 405 code for a protein of 134 amino acids.